CCGCGCAGAGCGUACAGGACCGGUCGACAGAGAGCUUCGCGUUCCGCUCGGUGAUGUAUCGCCGCUUUUUAGGCUUACGCCGAGUAGCACCUCCGAGACACCGCUCGCGAUUAGCGCGCUCUAGGCCGCGGCGGAUAGGGAAUUAAUUCCAACGGACAGUGUGUGGUGCUGUGGGGGAAGGGAUGAGGGCCGGGUGGAUAAUUCGGGUGGCGAUCUGAGGGCCGAAAUGCUCAAGUUCGGCAGCAAGAGCGACGUUACGGUGGUGCAUCGCGCCACUAUUCGACUUCUCGACGACGCCGAAAUUAUCCACUGCGACUUUCAGCCUCAGCACAAAGGACGAUACAUACUCGAAUAUGUAUGUAAGCAACUCAACAUUUUGGAAACUGACUAUUUCGGACUUCGCUACGUGGACCAUUGUAGACAGAGGCAUUGGCUGGACUUGGCGAAGACGGCGAUCAAACAGGUUAAAGACAUGGAGCCGAUUCUCUUCAGCUUCCGUGUGAAAUUCUACCCCCCGGACCCGCUGCGCCUGAAGGAGGAGAUCACCAGGUACCAGGUGUACCAGCAGCUGAAGAGGGACCUUCUGCACGGCAGGCUCUACUGCAGCCCUGGGGAAGCGGCGCUGCUGGCGGCGUGCAUCGUGCAAAGUGAACUAGGCGAGUACGAUCCGGAGAUCCACGAGGGGAACUACAUCUCGGAGCACAAGCUGCUGCUCAAGCAGACCGAGACGAUCGAGGAGAAGGCCAUGGAGCUGCACCAGACCCAACUUAAAGGCUUCACCCCCGAACAGGCGGAGACCCACUUCCUCAGGUUAGCCUCGCAACUCGAUACCUACGCCGUGGACCCUCACCCCGUUAAGGAUCACAAAGGUACGCAAUUGUAUCUCGGUAUCAACCAUUGUGGAAUCCUGACGUUCCAAGGCUCGAGGAAGACGCAUCACUUCCGCUGGCCGGAAGUGCAAAAGAUCAACUACGAGGGGAAAAUGUUCAUCGUUCAUUUGACCAUCAACGAGAAGAAGCAUACCGUCGGAUUUAAGUGCCCCACGGGCUCGAACUGCCGCCACGUCUGGAGAUGCGCCAUCGAGCAAAUGCUGUUCUUCACCUUGCCCAGGGCAUCGGACGCUCCCGUCGUCAGCGGAGGGUCCAUAUUUUCCUGGGGGACCAAGUUCAAGUACACCGGCAGGACGGAAAGGGAGGUCCUCGAAGAGACGGGUCCACUUCGCAAGGAGGAACCUCCGAUUCAACGCUGCCAGUCGACCGGACUCAGGAGAAAGGCCAGCAGCGUGCCCGCCACCCCCAGCACUCCCAGCCAGGACCUGGUGGAGAUCAGAUACUCGAGCUUGCCAAGGAGUUGCCACAGCGCGGGAUUGGACGGUGCCGGAAUGUCCGAUGGCGGAAGCGGCGUUCCUCUGAGCUCGCCCUACUGUCCGGACAAUACUCUGCCGCUUUUGGAGACCGUAUCCGAGGACCAAGAAAUCCAUGCCAAAAGAAAUAACGCCGUAGACGAAAGUGAUACGCAUGCGAGUGCCACCCACACGACCUCCGUAAGCCAGGGCAAAAAACUGAAUUUCCCAAAGAGCACGUUGAACCGACCGCAACCGUUGUACAGUCAAAAGAUAGUGAUAGGCUCCGAGGAGCUGGCGGGGCGGAACAUCGAUAACGUCGUCAGGCAGAAAUUAAAUUCCCUCGAGAAAAGCCCCAAAGUGGUGAGGUCGACCGCCCUGAUAAUAAAGACCUCGACGGCGCCGGCAAAGUCCAGGUCGAACGGCUCCUUGGCCCCGAGGCCCCGCGAGUCCUUGGAAGGAGUCCCGAGCCCGUCCAUGACCAGGAGCGCGACCUUCGCGGCCUCGAGCUCGAACGGCUUGAAGGUAAGGCAGAUCGACGGCCGACCCGGGUCCUGGGAGGCCGCGAAUCCCGAGGCCAGGAGGCCCGUCAACGGAGCGGUCACGGUAAACCCAAAGACGGGAACCCUCGAGGUGCCAAGGAGCGAAAAGACGCCAGACUUUAGGAACGGAAUCGACUCCCUUUGGAGGCAGCCGAGCCGCUCAGUCGGGCAGAGCGACGGCGACCUCAACGACUACUACUUCAGGGACUCGUUCGACCACUCCUCGUCCGAGAGCCAGCUCCUGGACGCGACCGGGAAGCCCCACAGUCGGUCCACGACGCCGGUCCCGAAGAUGCAGAAGCUGCAGAACUCGAAGCUGUGCCUGCAAGCUCGCCGCGCCGACGUCAGGACUCGCCAGAGGAGUUUGCACGUGAUAAAGCUCCUGAUACCUGCCUUCGUGCUCACCGUAAUCGUACUCUUCGUCGCGAUCGUCAUCGUCUUCGAGACGGACUCCGCGCUGUUCAAUAGUCUGCGAAAGACGCCGGAAAUGGUGGCCUUAAGGAACCAGUACUACGUCCCCAUCAAGGAGUUUCUCAGAACCAAACUUGGCCUAUUUUGAUGACGAGGGCUGGAGCCGAGAUUAUCCUUAAUUACGUAGCUUUUGACGCCAGUGCCAAGUUACCGAAGAGUAAGCCGGGCGCGACUCGGAGGAGUCCCUCGAGAGGAGUCCCGUCCGGGCUCCGAGGACGACGGGACCCCCGAAAAUGCCCCCAGGGAUCGUUCGCGAGAUCGACGGACCGUCGUUUACUCGCCUCGUCUCGUUUCGAUUCUCGGCGCCCAAGGUCGGGGCUCCAUUUCGUCUCGGACCUCGAAACCCGCGACGAAGAUGGUUCUCCUGGGACCCGAGUCUCGAGUUCAUCCACCUUUCGCAUGCGAAAUUGACAGUUUCGUGUACGACUUUCAAAUGUUGACCCGUCGUGACAGUGCGACAUCUUUUAUGCGAAUCUAUUCGUAUGCGAGAAAGAUCCGCGUGAACUCGAGAAUCGGGCUCCAGCUCCUCGCGGUCGAAGAGUCCUGACCGAUCUCCCUUUCGAGACUGGAAGCGUCCUUGAUUUAUUCAAUCUCUACGUUUGUAUUAUUCCGAGCUGGACGCGUUUAUUCGGCUCUUCGAUCAAGAAUUGACAGGAAUUAAUCGAUAGCUCCGAUUGGCGACGAAUGCGUAUCCGUCUCGUUGAUCGUAUCGGGUACGGUCGGAUUUGGCCUCGGCCAAGCUCUGGAUUAUCGCGAUCGAUAAUAACGUAGAAAUCGCCCUUCUCCGUACGUCGAUCGCAUAAUGUCGCAGGUUUUGAAAGGGUAAUGCGAUCGAUCUCUGGAUAGGCUCAGGAUCCUUCGAUCGCGAAUCGCGGAUGAACCAGACGUCGCUUCAUAUUUAGAGAACCGAGACGAUGACGCCAAGAGGCGCUGUUCGUCUCGUGGAAAGAAAUAGAUUAUCGCGCCGUGAGAUCGCCGAGUUUCUUGUCUUAUCACGGUAUCGUUUAAAUGUAACGGAGCAACGUGCUCCGCGGUCGGUGCUGCUGCAUAAUUCGAGGUAAAAGCGUUCGGUACGUUCUGCUCUCGGGAUCGCGAUCUUCGAUCCGUUGCGCCAUCAAUUCCGUUUCGGCUCUUCGACGAAGUCGAUGUACCUGACGCGAUAACGACCGGUGAUUCCAUUGCGCAAGUGUCGGGUCGUCGAGCGAGCGAGAGGUCUUCCUCCUGGUACAUAUCCCCGUGACUUGAUUUUUUCCUUUUAUUAUCGAGAUAAAGAGGAAAGCUGGAAUUAUUUUCUUUUGGUACUUUGGACCGAGCUUCGGUGUAACGCGGCCUCCUUGUAAACCGCUUCGCGAGACACACCUGACAAUCGAAAACAGACAAUUAAAACGGUUGGCGAAAUUAAUCGUUGGACGAAGGGAGGCGCGCGAUCCGUUUAAGGUGUAUAGGACAUUGAAACAUUUCUUGUAAUCUUGUAUCGCGGGGUGUAGUAGUAAUAAAAGUGUCACGAUGUACCUAGCCUUCGGCUCGCUCGAUCGGCCAAAGUCGGCGCGAUGCAAACGAAGCACCCUCGUUUUUCGCAUCUUGUCGUCAAAGCACAUUAUCUGGUAUUUCCUUCGUUUAACGCAAGGUUACUCCGCGUAUGCUUUCGCGUAGGUACUAGACGAAGCGAAAGAAAUGUCCUGCAUCUCGUAAGCGGCCGUACUCGUAAUCGUUAAGGGCCGCGUGACUUACAUACGGUAGCAACGUUGUCCGAGGAUGAGUUAUCGCGAUUUCGAAAUUGUCGGGACUCGUGAUACCGGAUGGCCUAUCGCAUUUACUAAGAAAAGAAGGGGAAAGAUUGAAAAGAAAGAGACGCGAAAAGAGAACUGCUUUCUCGAACGAGACUUCCUUCAGCGUAACGUACGUACGAAAUAAACAAAGUAAAAUAUUUUAACAUGAACAUAACACAGAUGAUAUGUAAUAUAUUCCUAGAGAUAUAACUAUAGCGACGUUAGGUAAUUUUAACGGUCAACGAAAAGCAAUUCUAUGGUAGCAGGUAGGGUUAAUUCCGUUGAGGCGCGUCCAAGAUGGACUGCGGCGAGCGCUUGUUUACCGAUCUUUUUUAUCUGGUCAAUCGGCAGCGACAAUUGAUCUCGUUUUUGACAUCGACGAAUACGCGGUCUUCUUAUUUUUCGACGACGCACUCGCGACAUUCGCGCUCUUCUCAUCCUGCAUUCAUACAUACGGAUUCGAAGGUGAAGCGGAAUCGGGUCUCGACCAAAGUCGUGGGCUCUUAUCAUCGCCCUCCGAUUACGUUUAACGUCGCUUAUCUUUUCACCUGGCAAUAAUGUCCAAUUAAUGUCCCGAUUUUCCGGCGUUGGAAUUAAUUGAACCGUGUACGAGGAGUGCUCGAUCGUUUCGCGUAUCUCUAUCGUUUUCUAAUUUUUUUCAAAUUCACGCUGAAGCAGAUUUGACAGAAAAUCACACAGGGCGAAUCUCUCCUCGCUACAAUGAACGUUUCUCUUCUCAUCGUCCGAGACCAACGAGCGAAAGAAACGAAAGAAACCAGCAUUCCCUUCUCGUUGAUCUCGUUCACUACUCUCACCCGUUUCCUGAAAGUGCCUACGCUAUUCUAGAAUCCUUUGAUGCCGCGUUUCGCUAAGUUUUCGGCAGAUCGUAUUAUCGUCGUUAAAUUCGUUCAAUGUCCGCCCUAAGCUGAACGAAAUUGGGGUAGGUCCGAAAGCGCGUUCGUCACGUCGCGCGCGACGUCCUUCCGACUCGGAUUUUUUCCUGGGGGAUUCCUCGCGUCUUGCCGGGAGUCCUCUCGGACUCCGUUUCGUUUCCAAAACCGUCAUUGACGCGUAACGGAGAUUAGCAUAAUCGGAAGUCCCCAGAGGAGAUCCGAUCGCGCGGUGUCCACGACUCGCGAGGACCGGCGAAGGGCGCCUGCAGUUGCCGGAAAAUUGUAUAAAUAAACGGAUGUCAAUUGCAAUAUAAUGUAACUUAGGAUAUAUAGGAACGAAGGAAAUUAAUUGUAAUUAGCGGGAGGUGCAGCGGACUCGGGGUGGGGCGAGGGCGAGGAAUCGAUCACCUCCACCUCGGGUCCGGCCCGUUGCGAUGGAUCGGUCGCUGCAAUAGUUUUAGCGCGUCUUAUUCGUCGGUGUACGCGGCCAAUGCUAACGAGAAAUGUCGGAGGUAACGCGAGUUUAGGGGUAGUCGUAAGCUUGAGCUCUAAUUUGCGCGAAAAUCGCCCUUUCUCGUCGUACCGGUGACUUCAUCCGUUGUUCUUAGGCUUUGCGAUGUCUUCGAGUCGACUUUUCCCGGCGCCAUCUUGCCUGGGCUCUCCGUAAGCGGCAUCGUUUAGAAGCUAAAGCGUAACCGAGAGAUUUCAGUUGCUAAUUAAGGAUGUUAUUGAGGCUUCCAGCUUGUCCGUUGUCGAGUGGCAUUCGCGUGUCCCUUGACUUUUGUCGCGUGGCCCUGGGUUGCUUUUCGGGGGACCGUUUGCUUCACGCGCUUGACAAUAAUCGUCGACUUCGCUCGGUCCUGGAAUUAACUUCGACCCGACCGUCGGUGGCCGAGCCUCAAUCGCGUCGCUUAAUUGGAAGCGUAGUCAAUUUACUUUGGUGUGAUAGAAGUAACUUAGUACAAAGAGAUUGGUCAGCGUAACGUAUCAUCCGACUAGAGGAGAAGCGAGAAAAGACGCAGGUCGAGGGGAGAGACGGAAGGAGAGCGAACGCUGGGUGAUGGAAAAGUAACAAAGAUUUUACUUUAGUUGUAACGCUUCUAGCUUACAUAUCAUGGAGAUAGAGAGGUUCCUUUUUCCGCUCGGGAGAGUACGCGUAUACUUAUAUAUAUAUACAUAAAAAUAUAUACAUAUAUUAUAUAUUUUGUUCGAAGCGCGUUGCCGUCGCGGCGAGCGUCGGAGUAAUCAUGCCAAGAAAACGACACUGGAAACAAUCAAUUAUUUUCGACAGUAAUUAUAUUUCUUCGAGCACCGGUCAUUCUACACCUUCAUUCGACCGUUCGGUGGUUCCGAUUGGCUUUCGAGGGCGAACUUCGUGACGAAAUUAAAGCGAGGCGAAGCUAAGUACCCGCGAUCAAAACCUUUGGUAAUCCUCUCGGACUUUUCUAUGCUUGCCCUAGUGACCUAGUCAUACGUUUUCCUGCAUUUUCCUCAGGAGAGAACGCUUACGCGGUCGUUUCUCCAGUGCCACCGGCGAACGUUCUCGGAAAAGAACAAGAAUGGUCGAUAAUUGCGUCUCGUCGGGAGACACUCACGUUACGUGUAAUCGAAUUAAGGCAGGCAUUACGAUCUACCGGAAGCAGCAGCGCGAUAGACCUGAAUUUCGUGUUCAUUUUUUAAACGAGGAAGGUCGUCGACUCGACGGUGAAGGGGAUGGCCGGUCGAAAGGAUUUGCUUGAAACGGCGUCCAGUCGAAUCCGAGGUCGUUUCCUGAAGACCUCUUUUUGAUUUCGUGCCAAAAUUUCGGAGCGAAUAACGUCACGUCCCGAUGCGACCAAGGCCGGGGUUCUUGCUUUUUGUGCGCGCAAAAAUGGUACCACGGUCCCGAAAAGGCGGAUGUUUUUUUCUUUCUACUCCAAUCGGAGAAGGUUUACGAGAAAUUGGCUAAUGUUGCCAAUAGCUAAUUGCAACGUCCUCAGGGCGAAGACUUCGGCCGAUCGCUCGACGAUCCUUCCUCGAUGCGCUCCGCCUUGUCAAAGAUCAAUGCUGUAUGAUCAAGAUAAUUUUGCACUUUUCCAAAAACGAUUCGGCGUAUGUAUUCAUUCUCAAGGAGACCUUUUAUAUCAAAAGUGCGAUCGGGUGCAACCGCGGUAAUGGACCGGUCAAACGAUCAAUGAGGACAUCCCGGUGUUCCGUUGCUCGUCCGAUCGGGAUUGUACGUUCCCGUUUAUAGACGAAUAAAUGACGACUAUUCGGUCAAGUGAGUGAGUCGUGCGAUCACCGUAUUGUAAGAGGACUGGCAUUAAUAAAUGAAGAAAGUAAUCUUUUUCAACGCUACGCCUAUACUUUUUCAUUGAUCGCAAGCUCCCUCCGAGAUCCUGACUAGAGUCGAUCAUUUUCUUUCUCGAGCUCUUCAGUGUCAAAAAUAAUUUUCUACACGCAGGGAUCGCCCAAAUUGUUCCUUAUAUGCGCUGCAAAAAAAUGACGAUGUCGCGUUACGAUAAAAUUAACGAGCCUCGGAAAGAAAAUCAAACGUACCUCGACAUCCGUCACGAAUAAGAUUAACAACGUUAAUUCCCUCUAUACGUACCCGGAACUAGUUGCACCGAAAUUGAAUUUCAAUCAUUAUGUCAGUAAGUCGUGACGUCGAUAAGUGAAAACUUUUAAAAAGGUCCCAGAUUUUAUGCUCGAGUACUUUCUCUACGAAGGUCAUAGGAAUCAUACGGGUUUGAGAAGCUGAAGAAUGAAGUACCGAGAGGUGCUGGUACUGGCCUUGUUGUGUCUUUGGGUGGUUUCCGCUUUGCCGGUUGUUCCUUCGGGUGCAAGUGGUCCUAACCCUGACCCCGAAGCAAGUGGAGAUACAAAUGCCGACGAAAAUCCUCAAGAGAGUGAUACCGUCGUCCCUGCGAAAUCCGACUUGAACGACAACCUGGCACCAGAGAAUCAACCUGCGAAUGAACACGUACCUGUGGAACCUCAACCCGCACCUGGGGAAUUUCAAUCUACACCUGCGGAACCUCAACCUGUAGGAAACGACGUGGCCAAGUCAAAAAAUUCUGAAGCUCCUGCGCAAGUUGAAAAGCCUUUAGAUCCAAAACCCGUGGAAAGCCCGAAAAGCUCUGAAGCUAUUCCUGUACUUCCGGUUGAAACGACGCCGCAACCAGAAUCAGAGACUCUCCCGAAAAACGGGGAAAAAAUAAAAGCUUCCGAAAUUGUGGCUACGCAGGCUGAUGUAUCAAAUCGAGCAGGUGAUGUUCCGCAGGAAACGGUAACGAGAAACCCGCAAUUGACGGCAGAACGACUUAUAAGCAACGACUCGUCAGGGAAUAGUGAGCAAGAUUAUCACCGAACGACACAACUCGACGAAACGAAUCAACGAUUAGUACGCCGGGCCGAAAGUUUGAGUAAACUCUUGAGAAAACUCGCCGAAAGUGCUGAUACGUUAUAUGACGAUCUUGCCGUAAAAAGCGCGUCUGAAGAGGAAGACGCGGAUGACGAUGAUUCCUACUCUGAUUAUCCCGAUUAUCCCGAUUAUCCCGAUUAUCUAGAUCGUUCAUCCGAAGGCUACAUUGAUGACUAUAUCGAAUAACAGUGACGAACGGUGAUCGCAUUUGAUAGAUUCGUAAUUCGAGCACUAACAUUUUGUUAUUUCAUUUUUUAAUAUCCCGAGGAAAUAGUAUAUUUUAUCUGGCUAAUUAAUUAAUAAUUGUACAGUUUCGUUUACAAAUGCCUGCAGAAUAGUCGGAAUAAAAAGUAUAAGCUUUUGUUGGA
This is a messenger RNA of Orussus abietinus, 8788 nucleotides long. It is a transcript of the gene Frmd5, whose product is annotated as FERM domain-containing protein 5. Bases 227 to 2443 code for a protein of 738 amino acids. Gene Ontology annotation, molecular function: cytoskeletal protein binding. The record is from RefSeq and is a predicted model, not a curated record. The transcript is spliced from 11 exons. Lineage: Eukaryota; Metazoa; Arthropoda; Insecta; Hymenoptera; Orussidae. Gene Ontology annotation, cellular component: cytoskeleton.